Stegodyphus dumicola is the source of this 1028-nucleotide messenger RNA. Its product is annotated as SCY1-like protein 2. The record is from RefSeq and is a predicted model, not a curated record. Gene Ontology annotation, biological process: protein phosphorylation. Lineage: Eukaryota; Metazoa; Arthropoda; Arachnida; Araneae; Eresidae. Gene Ontology annotation, molecular function: ATP binding; protein kinase activity.
ACCAUUUAAUACAAAAAGGCUAUUCAGAUUUCAGAUUUAAAGUUAGCAGAUUCGGUUCGGUUCUGUUAUUUGAAUAGGACGAAGUCAUGAGGGUUGUCUAACUAAAAGGAUGGAUGCUUUCCUGGAGAACGUUCUGACAGAAACUGAUUCGUAAUCAUAUUACACAUUGGAAAACCAUAACAAUCAACCAUGCAGCCAGCUCGUCCGCCUGGGAUCGAAUCCAAACCAGGUCGACUCACCAAUAUUCAUAGAUCUUAACAACUCUACCACUCUUGGGGCUUAAAUUUAGUAGAGCUAGUUUGCGGGGAUCUGCUCCGCUUCUAAUUCAAAAGUAGUUUUCUUUUCGAGAAAUUUUGUAUUUGAAAUAUAUUUUUAAAAUCAAUAUUUAAUGCAAUGAAAUUUGUACCCCUCAUUUCUGGAUAUCCAAUGUAAUUUUCUUUUAAACAUCCAACUAGGUUUUUCUUAAUAUGAUAGUUGUAUAGUCUUAGUAUCAUAGCUGCAUGUUUCAAUCUUUGCAGGUGAUUUGUUAGGUAUUUGCACCAAUGAUCAUCUGUCGAUAGCCAGAGAAGAAAGAGAAGGCAGCAGCUGGUGGAAUAGCAAUGUUCUCGAAAUUCAAGCCAGGCCAACCCUCGGAUACUAAUCCAAUCACCCAGUACUACGAAAUCGGGAGACAGAUCGGGAGUGCCGGUCCAGAGUUAGUGUGGAAGAUAUACGAAGCUGUUCGAAAAUCUGAUAAGAGGGAGGCCGCUGUGUUUUGCUUCGAAAAGCGAUGCGCCGAGAAACUUCACAAGCCAAAACGGCGGGAGACAAUUACGGAGAUACUGAGGUUCAGUGUCCGGCAAUUGGACAGGUUCAAACACCCCAAAAUGCUCACUUUAUAUCAUCCCAUAGAAGAAUCCAGCUCUUAACAUGUGAUGGGAUCCACUGGAGGUGAACGUCGUGGGUCUGAGAAAUCUUCCUCAACUUGAGCUGAAUAGAUAUGCUGGUUCAUGGUUUGCCGGACGACCAAAAUGUUGUGGUGCACUGCG